UUACAACCCUGAACAACAAUCCUUGAAGCUAAUUAAUCAUGUUAACCGAAGCUAUUGAUUAUUUCUCCAAUGGUGGAGAAGACAGCAAGUUAAAAGUUUCCGAUGUUAUAUUUUAUGACGAACGCCACGACGAGGCCAACUACACCGGCCAUGAUACGUUUAUGUCAAGUCUGAUGUCUGUUGAUCUAAAACCAGGUGGGUUUUACACAGAACAGCAGCUACAUGAAGUGUUACAAUCUCUAACUGAUAGUGGAAUGUUCGAUAAGGUUGAUUUGGAAUACAGAGUCAACCUUGAUCAAUCACUUGUCAUCACUAUCUUUUACACUGAGAAUACAUGGCGAUCUGCCGAUUCUUUCAGAUGCAUCAACGUGGGAGUAACACCGCCACAAACGGAGCAAAACCCCGACGAGGCUCGGCCAUGCCUGUUGCCGCCUUCGGUACACGAAGAGGUGGUGGAGAUGUUGAGGGACGAAGGGAAGGAUGGGAUGAGUGGAAGACUAAUAUGUAAGAUUAAGGACAAGGUUGAGAAGUGGUACCAUAACGAGGGUUACGUGGCGGCCCAAGUGGUUAACAUUAGUGAUUUGCAUACAAAAGAAGUGGUUUGUGAGGUGGUAGAAGGUGAUAUUACAAGAUUAGUUUUAAUUGAUGUGAAUAAUAACAAUGAUUAUGUUAAUGAGUUGCCUUUUGAAUGGAAGAAGUUGUGUAAUAAGGUGGAAAUAGGGAAUGUGUACAACAAUAAAGAAAGCAAGAAAGUUUUGAGAAAUUUAAUGUCUUUGGGUUUGUUUUCGAACAUUGAAGUGGAUUCGCGCUCUGAUGAGAUGAAUCAAGGAGGUGUCGUUGUUGAGAUCAAGCUUUGCUUUAAUGAAGAUGAUGAUUAUGUUAACACAACCGAUACCAACUUCGUUUACGGGUGCUCGAGUUUAAUGAACAUCGUAAAAUCUACUUUCUCCGGUUUUUUCUCCUAGGACGUUUUGAUCUCUAGGCGUAACCACAGAGAUUAGUGAUAUCAACACAAUUCGAUUUUAGGUUUUAGGUAUCUUCCUAUGUACUUUAUUGAUAGUCUAUGAUUCGAAUUUUUUUUGUUUAAAGAAUUAUCGCGGUAUUGUACAAGUGUACAACUAGUUUUUGAAUGACAUAGCAUUACAUAACUCUGUGAAAUAGCUAUUUCAUCUAACAAAGCUUCCUUGAUAAAGCCAACCUAAACCACAUUAAACACCACUUUUCGCUAUAUCAAAGUUUUGAUUGGAUCAAACAUUGCCUACUCGAUAUUGAAAAUCAUUAGUUGUCUAAUAUAAGUAGGUAAUUUCCCACAAUCAUAAAUUAUUUUCGUGUAUUAUUACAAAUCAAAGCU
Spinacia oleracea (spinach) is the source of this 1351-nucleotide messenger RNA. Its product is annotated as protein TOC75-3, chloroplastic-like. Lineage: Eukaryota; Viridiplantae; Streptophyta; Magnoliopsida; Caryophyllales; Amaranthaceae. Gene Ontology annotation, biological process: protein import into chloroplast stroma; chloroplast organization. The transcript has 2 exons. The record is from RefSeq and is a predicted model, not a curated record. Bases 39 to 965 code for a protein of 308 amino acids. Gene Ontology annotation, cellular component: chloroplast outer membrane.